This is a messenger RNA of Camponotus floridanus (Florida carpenter ant), 699 nucleotides long. It is a transcript of the gene RpL9, whose product is annotated as 60S ribosomal protein L9. The transcript has 4 exons. Gene Ontology annotation, biological process: cytoplasmic translation. NCBI's taxonomy places the organism in Eukaryota, Metazoa, Arthropoda, Insecta, Hymenoptera, Formicidae. Gene Ontology annotation, molecular function: structural constituent of ribosome; rRNA binding. The record is from RefSeq and is a predicted model, not a curated record. Bases 91 to 663 code for a protein of 190 amino acids. Gene Ontology annotation, cellular component: ribosome; cytosolic large ribosomal subunit.
UUACUUCGCAUCUUCAUCGGAUUUUUGCUCUGCCUCGAUCUUUUUAAGUCUCUUUCCAUCUUUUCCGGUUAUCGUGCGGCGCGUUUCAGAAUGAAGCAAAUUGUGACUAAUCAGACAGUUAAAAUCCCAGAGGGAUUGUCUGUCACAGUAAAAUCUCGUCUAGUGACUGUAAAAGGACCAAGGGGUGUUUUGAAACGGUCUUUUAAACAUCUCGCACUCGAUAUUCGGAUGAUAAAUUCCAAACUACUUAAAGUAGAAAAAUGGUUUGGUACGAAAAAAGAAUUAGCUGCUGUUCGUACUGUAUGUUCUCAUAUUGAGAACAUGCUUAAGGGAGUCACAAAAGGAUAUCAAUACAAAAUGCGAGCUGUAUACGCUCAUUUCCCCAUCAACUGUGUGACUACGGAGAACAACACAGUUAUAGAAAUUCGUAAUUUUUUGGGUGAGAAAUACAUAAGGCGUGUUAAAAUGGCACCUGGUGUAACUGUUGCCAAUUCUGGAAAACAGAAGGAUGAGCUGAUCAUAGAAGGAAAUUCGUUAGAAGAUGUAUCCCGUUCAGCUGCUCUCAUUCAACAAUCGACAACAGUAAAAAAUAAGGAUAUAAGAAAGUUUUUGGAUGGUUUGUAUGUAUCAGAAAAAACGACGGUUGUACUAGAUGAUGAAUAAAUUUCUUGUCUAAUUGAAGCUGGACAAUGAAUUUAA